UCCGUCUCCAGACUCUGCAGAACAAAGCAAAGCUUGCAAGCUUAAUUUGGUGCAUCUCAAGUACCUUACCAUUUUCCAUACUUAAGAGAGCGUUUCACCAGAGACAGUAGACGAAAGAAUGGGAGUGCCCAUUUUUGUGAAAUCCCUCAUCUUCUUGAGCUUUCUGCAGGUGUGUCUCGGAAGCAGGAGGCUUACUGCUUUGGUGCAGCAAACUCCACCUGCUCUCACUUACCACAGCGGUGCCCUUCUCCAGGGCAACCUCCAAAUCAACAUCGUCUGGUAUGGCCAAUUCACGGCAGCUCAGAAAUCUAUCGUUGGUGAUUUUCUCAGUUCUCUCAACCAGAGGGGCCAAGAGAAGAGCCCGUCCGUGUCCUCUUGGUGGAAUCUCAUAGAAGGGUACAUGGCCAAGGCGCACAGAGCAGGCACUGCUACGGUGGUGCUGGGAAAGCAGGUGCUGGAUGAAAAGUGCUCGCUGGGGAAGUCGCUCAAGAGGACCCAAAUCAGCGGCCUGGCCGCCAAAGCUGCCGCUGCCAAUGGCAUUACUCUGGUUCUCACGGCCAAGGAUGUUGCGGUGGAGGGCUUCUGCAUGAGCAGCUGCGGCCUCCACGGCUCCGCUCCCAUGGGAGGCAUGAAGCAGAGAUUUGCCUACAUCUGGGUGGGCAACUCCGAGACCCAAUGCCCAGGCCAGUGCGCUUGGCCAUUCCACCAGCCUCUCUAUGGGCCUCAGACCCCGGCGUUGGUGGCACCAAACGGCGAUGUGGGUGUGGAUGGUAUGAUCAUCAACAUUGCUAGCAUGUUGGCUGGGACGGUGACCAACCCUUAUGGAAAUGGCUUCUUCCAAGGCCCUGCUACUGCUCCUCUGGAAGCUGCAUCAGCCUGCCCGGGGAUAUACGGAAAGAAUGCAUACCCAGGGUACGCAGGGGACCUGCUGGUGGAUUCAAGCACCGGCGCAAGCUAUAACGCGAAUGGGGUCAAUGGGCGUCGGUAUCUGUUGCCUGCUCUGUGGAACCCGACUACCUCUGGUUGCUCUACACUUGUUUCCUUGGCUCGAUAGGUAAUAUUAAUAAAGUUAAAAAGCAAGAAAGUUGAUAGUAUUACCUAUAUAAAGUUUUCACUUACAUGUAUCAGGAGCAGCUGCUAGACUUCUUCUUCAUCCCUCGUUCUGUAUUUUUAUGCUGCAGCAGCUUGAGGUUUUCUUUGUAAGCAGUGAGUGAAUAUAUUAAUUGGCAUUUAGUUCCA
Molecule: messenger RNA, 1239 nt
Organism: Nymphaea colorata (pocket water lily)
Lineage: Eukaryota; Viridiplantae; Streptophyta; Magnoliopsida; Nymphaeales; Nymphaeaceae
Product: protein PHOSPHATE-INDUCED 1-like
Exons: 1
Coding region: 119-1054 (311 amino acids)
Source: RefSeq, a predicted model, not a curated record